Molecule: messenger RNA, 3310 nt
Organism: Cladocopium goreaui
Lineage: Eukaryota; Dinophyceae; Suessiales; Symbiodiniaceae
Source: the annotation of a GenBank genome assembly
GUGGCGGGGCAAAGAGGGCGCCCCACUUCUGCAUACAAGCCGGCUUUACGCCCGUGAAUUCACGCCAUGCGACGACAGACUGAGCAUGCCAGCUCGGUGGCAAAAAGGGGCCGACUUGCAGACCAGCAGUGUUCAGUUCGAUGCUGAUUCCAAACGACUGACAACUUCGAUUAGAGCGAUUCUGGCAACCUCGACAACAACAGCAGUUGAUGAACCGCGUAUGGUUGCAGUUUUGCAAAGAGCUUUGACGAAGUCCUGCAUGCGUGCGGAGGAUGCCAUACAGCGUUUGGAACAGUUACAAGCCUCGAUGCAGGGAAAUUUGGGACCUACAGAACUGGUGCACCACCUCCGGAAGGUGGGAAUCUUGGAGAACGAUGACGACCUUGACGAGACCAGCUUCUUGGAACAAGGUUCUUCAGAUGAAGUCUUCAAGCCCAAUGCGACGCCUCUGCAGCAUGAUCGAUGGUGGUUUGAGUCUGAUAUGGAUGAACAGUACAACUUUUCUGUUUCCGGUCGGACGAACAUCAUAACAAAUUCUGCUGUAUUGCAAUCAGUGCAUGUGAAUCUUACCGAACAACAGAAUCAUGCCGAUGUUGGACAAUUGGCUUCAAUGCUGGUGCAUGGCAGGCGACCGGCAGGUGAACUGAAGUCAAUGUCAUGGGUGAAGCGCCACAGACUUCACCUUGUGAUGGUUCUCAUCGGAACAACUGUGAUCAUAUCAGCCAUUUCUGCAAUGAAUCCUGGACAAAGGUUCAAUCAAGGUGGUCGUGCUGGCUACACUGCAGACGUUGGAGCGGCCACACUCAAAACACCUCCAGCGUGGUCGCUGGAAGGGUCUGGAUCCUACUCCUUGCGGUCCUGGCUUUCGGACGUGGUUCUAUGGGCAGGAGCCACAGAUCUUGAGCCGGAAAGGCAGGGACCAGCUGUUGCUUUGGUUGUGACUGGAGCAGCUAGGGAUCUGGUUAGAGAGCUUCAACCACAGGAGCUACGUGAUGGGAUUUGGGAACAAGGCACUCACAUCCCAGGUCUCAUGCUUCUUUGCAGGACGUUGGCACGACAUUAUGCACCUCAUGAAACUGAAGUUCAAACAAGAGCCAUGGCUGAGAUGAUGGGAUUUGCCAGACUCCCCAACGAAUCCAUUGAUGGUAGCCUUUCAAUGACAGAACAGCAGUUCAACCAGCUUCUUGAUCGAUUGCGACGAGUGGGUCACAUGGCUAAAGGACAAUAUCAGCCGCCGCAUCGACAAGGGGCCACUGGUGAUGUUGGUUCAUAUCACUAUACUUCCCAACCUUUGAUCAGCCGCAUCCGAUUCCUGGAACGGGUUUUGGACCUGACUAUGAAGCCUACUACAGAGGUCCAGCUGUUUGGGGUUCAGACAAUGAAGCAGCCGCAGCAUUUCAGAACCCAGAUGAUCAGACUGAACGACAGGUUUGUAAUCUCUUGGAAGCUCCAGUACAAAGGUGCAACAGCUUCUGAUGCUGAUUCAGCUUCUUCCUUACCAUGGUGGGAGACAGCAGACCGUGAUGAAGGUGUAGGACGUUUGGCCCAAACUGCUGAGACCGCCGUCACAGUUGACUUUGACUUGCCGAUGCCUGCACUUGGGAUUGAGCAAGGAACGAGCAGACACUUGCACCUCCAAGCCUGGGAACAACCACCAGUGUCAGACCAGCUCCAAUUGAACCAGCUGGUACAUCAAGUGCUGCAAGAUCUGAAGGUGCGACCAGUGCACCAAGCAAUAGUGAACCGAGAAAUGUCUCAAGAACACCAAGAGCCCGCGAGUCCAAUGGUGGACCGCCUGAUGCCGCAGGACCAGCCUGUGGUUCUGGAAACCGACGUGAUGACCGCAGGGACUGACAAAAGACAUUUCACCGCCAAGCAGUUUCAUGUUGCACAACAACAAGCCAUCGAAUCACUCAUGCUGUCCGAUGUGAUUCGUCAGUUAGCUCAGGUUGCCGAGGACACCAACGAAAAGAUGAGGCUCGCCACACUCGAACAGGUGGUGGGAGAGCUCGCAGGGGUCAUCAUCCCAGAGACCCUGCUGUUGCUGCAUCUAGAGAUCCAACUGCUAGCUUGCGAUUGCCCGCUGAAGCUGAUGUGCCAGUUGCUGGCGAAGCAGUUGAGCCUGGUAGGAUCUGACCCAGAUUUAAUUGAUGCAGCCGGUGCCUCCGGUUCUAGUGCAGCCAGAUCUUUAGCCAUAGCGAAUGAACCUGCCGAUGCUCCAGCAGCCGAUGGUGGUUUAGCUGCUCCCAACGCAGCAGAUGCCGAAGCCAUCAUUCCAGUAGCAGAUCAGCCAACUUGGCGUCGCUUUGACCUACGGACCUCACUUCAGUUGUUGAGGUCAGUAGGAUGUGCCGCGCUGGAAUGGCCCAGACUGUUUUGCGAUGAGUGUCUCUUGUGCUGGUGGGAGCCAGGUAACUUCCACAACUGGUAUCAUGCUUUUGCUGAUGGCAGCAAGGCCAUAAACUUGUCAACCUUGGGACACAGCGAAAACAUUGCCUUUGUUCAGUUCCUCAUGGAAGACGGUGUUGCGAUUUCUCACUUGCGGAAGUUGAACGCAGAAGUGCCGAAGAUGUUGACUUGGAUGUACUUCCGGACGAAGGAUGCUCCACGCCUGUGGAAUGCCGCACUGCAGCGUGUGCUGAGAAAAUGUGGUUUGUGCGCGGUCCAAACCGACCGACAGUUGUUUGUAAAGCAUAAGAAUGGUAAGCUGAUUCUAGCCCUCUCAGUCCAUGUGGACGAUAUCAAGAUGACAGGCCUUGAUGAUGAAACAAAAUCUGUGCUCAAAACGCUUUCUGAACACUUUGAUGAGUUGAUGUUAGAGUGUGACAACUUUGAGCAUUUAGGCCUUAAACAUGUCCUUGAGUCAGAUGGCUCUAGAAGUAUCAGCCAAGAGCACUAUGUGAAAGAGCUGCGCUUCAUUUCCGAAGCUGAAUGCCGAAAUGAUGUCGAAGUGUCUCCAACUGUCCGUUCCCAGUUCAUGAGUUUGCUUGGAGGCAUAGCAUGGACGGUCCAAACACGUCCUGACAUUGCAGUUUUCACAUCCGCUCUCCAGAGGUCUGUGUUUGACAGUAUCUCAGCCGCAGAUACCAAGAGUACCGCAGAUCGCCUCAUGCAUAUCCACGCCUUGAAGUUGAAAGAAAUUCUUGCUAUGAGGAUAGCUAACCGAAUGAUAUGGGUUGACACCAGAGAUAUGUUGUGCGAUGCCUUGAAUGAGGGCAAUGUUUCCAGAGAUGCAAUACGCAUUGCCUGUGCAACUGGUGUAUGGAGGAUCACCAAUGCCUUCAAGCAUGUCGAAGCAAGGACCAAGUCU